Messenger RNA from Lates calcarifer (barramundi perch), 2496 nucleotides. RefSeq names its product claudin j (gene cldnj). Gene Ontology annotation, molecular function: structural molecule activity. Gene Ontology annotation, cellular component: plasma membrane; bicellular tight junction. The transcript has a single exon. The record is from RefSeq and is a predicted model, not a curated record. The coding region runs from base 667 to 1302 and encodes 211 amino acids. Lineage: Eukaryota; Metazoa; Chordata; Actinopteri; Centropomidae. Gene Ontology annotation, biological process: cell adhesion; bicellular tight junction assembly.
CAGAAAAAAAAUAACACACAAUUCUGCAAAGCCAUGUAAAAAAAAAAAAAAAAGGUGAGCAAUUUAUUUGUGAGUGAAUGUCUACAGAUGUCCACAAACUUCAAUGACAUAUUGUACCGGUAAUUUUCACUUCACUAACAAAUUCACUUCAUUUCUUUUUCUCAGAUUCUUCACCUUAGUCACAGUUAACAGCAGUUUACAACCUGAUUUUUUAUGUUCUUUUUUUUGUAACAGAGCAAUUUUCACCUUUUUUUUAUCCUUUGUGACAUACUGCUACCUAGUGGCCCUUUGCCUCCAUGGCAAGAAAACCCCUACAUUUUUAUCUAAUGACAUCAGUUACAGGAAACAACCUUGGCAUUACAGAAAAUAUCUAAUCUUUUCCAUUUUUUUUCUUACCACACCCUCCAUUUCUUUAGAUUACAUAACCCUCAUUGCUGACUGAUGCAUGAACAUCAUGUUGACCUGAUGCAGAAGAACAAAUUUCAGUUUUAUAUUGAGGAAUGAAACAUAUCACAGAGCAAAAUACUGUUCCCUGAUCACUUCCACCAGCAAAGAGUCAGGAUAUGAUGAAAGGGAGAUUAAAUUGGUCCAUUCUGAAUAAAAACUCCAUAUGUUUUUUUGUUUGUUUUUUGUUUUUUUCUAGGGUGUAAGCGAGUUGACUGUCCCAUGGCUCUGCAGGAGCUGGGCAUCAGCCUAUCCAUGAUAGGUGUUGCUGGGACCAUCCUGAUCUGCGCUCUGCCCAUGUGGAAGGUGACAGCAUUCAUCGGCACCCAUCUGGUGGUCAUGCAGGUGUUCUGGGAAGGUCUGUGGAUGACCUGCGUCAGUGAGUACACAGGUCAGCUACAGUGCAAGCUUUAUGACGCCCUGCUGGACCUGUCACCAGACCUUCAGGCAGCUCGCGGCCUCAUCUGCAUCAGCCUGUUUCUGGGAUGUCUGGGAUUCCUCAUCUUCCUGCUGGGAGCACGCUGCACCAACUGCCUAAGCCACCCAGGCAUAAAGGCUCGGGUGGUGAUGAGCUCUGGUGCCAUCUUCUGCCUGGCGUCCCUCACCACCGUAGUUGCUGUUUCCUGGACGGCCAACUCCAUCAUCAGCGACUUCCACAACCCGCGUGUCCCUGAGGUGCUUAAGAGAGAGCUCGGAGCAGCCAUAUAUAUAGGCUUUGUGAUCUCUGGGCUGCUGUUCUGUGGGGGGGCCAUCCUGUGCACAAGCUGCCCACCACAGAGGGCCAGGUUCCCCUCCAGUGGUUACACACGGGCCAGGAACCCCACACACAGCAGCUAUGCCAUUAAGAACUAUGUGUGAAAUGAGGAUCAAGGGUUGAGCACACACAUCUUGAACUGCAUGAAGCAAUGCAACUGGCCAUAUAUAGAAACAUAUAUGAUAUACAUAAAGCAAUAUGUUAACACUUUGAAAUAUAUGGAGGGACUGUAAAGGUAUGCCUUGUAUUACAUUCCAAUAUGCUGUCAUUUUUCUGCAAGGUGAGACAAGGUGAUGGAUUUGAAGACUGUACAGUUUCUUUAUUUUGUCCACAGUGGUGUCAAUGCCAGUUGUUUGUAGAUGUUUGUGGACUUUGUAUGUUUGUAGAUUUUCUAUGGACUUUCAAAGUUUUGUCAUGAAAUGUGCAGCUGAAUUGUUAGAUCCCUGUAUGGAGGCAAUAUACACAUCAGCCAUAACAUUAAAACCACGACAGCUAAAGUGAAUGGCAUUCAUUAUCUUGUUACAAUACAAUGUUCUGAUGAGGAACCAUGGGUCCUUCAUUCAUCUGGAUGUUACUUUGACACAUACCACCCACCUAAACAUUGUUUUAGACCAAGCACACUCCCUCAGACAUUUCUGAGCAGUUUUGUGGUGUGGUGGGAACAUUGCUGAGGGAGGCCCCUAACUUGGUUUGUGACAAUAUGUAGGUGGGUGGUACGUGACAAAGUAACUGAAUGUCAGGACCAAAGGUUCCUCAGCAGAACAUUGUGUUAUAACAAGAUGAUCGAUGUUAUAAUGUUAUGGCUGAUCGGUGUCUUCAACUGUAUGUCUGAUACAGCUAUGACUAACUGGCGUUUCAACCUUUAAAACUGCUGCAAUCUGUUUAUAGAACUAGAGAACAGAAUUUUAACCCCAUAGCUUAAUGUGCAUGCAUUUCUAUUCAGUAGAAUACUAUAUGAAUCAUGUUUCAGUUUUUAGUAAAAUUACUAACUGUCAACACUUGCCACUCUAAAAGCUUGUGUGCUCAUGAUUUGCCUCUUAGAAUUCAAAAUAAACACUGGAGAGUAAACGUGUGUCAGCUGAAUCACUAUUCUAAAUCCAGUGGUUCCACAGAGAGGGUCCUACUGUGAGAACAUAAAUCUUAAUAUCACUAAGAACUUGUGUCUCUUUAAAUCAAAUUUUUCACUCAGAAACGCGACCCAAUGGCUGAGAACUCUGAGCACAGUGGAACCUUUGUUUUUCCCUCUCCGCAAAAAGUGGGAGAAAGGGAUUGUUUUGAAACCAUGGCAGAGCAAACAG